Molecule: messenger RNA, 2469 nt
Organism: Notolabrus celidotus (New Zealand spotty)
Lineage: Eukaryota; Metazoa; Chordata; Actinopteri; Labriformes; Labridae
Product: fibronectin
Exons: 12
Coding region: 139-2367 (742 amino acids)
Molecular function (GO): protein binding
Source: RefSeq, a predicted model, not a curated record
UAGCCUUGGUGUGCAGUGAGACACAAAGCUAGGUCACUUUAAUUUGUUUCCUUCUGUCAUUUUAUAAUGUUACUGUAGCAGUCCUCUCAUGAAAGUGUGUGAAACUGUUCUGAAUCGAGGAUAGACAGGAAGCUCAACAUGGGAAAGUUAUUUCUCAAGGAUAAAGGCUGUUUUUUGAUCUUUUGUGCUCUGAUGGUGUCGUACAGCGCUACAGAGAGAGAGUACUUCCAUCAGUGGAUGAAUCGCACCUGGGAUGAGGCUCGGAACCAUUGCCAGGUCUGUUUCAAAGACCUGGUGACCCUGACGCCUGAAAACAUCCAAACCAUCGUCCUGAAAUUCCCUUCUGAGUCCUGGGUUGGCCUUCGAAAGAAUUUCUACUCCUGCAGCAACUUAACCAGCAACACCACCAUCCAUGGAAGCAGCAACACCACCAUCAGUGGAAGCAGCAACACCACCAUCCAUGGAACCAGCUACUCCACCAGUAACUCCACCAGCAGCAUCCGUAUGCCCUGGUCCAGCUGGGCCAACGGGGACCCCCUAACCUUCCAGAACUGGUACCCUGGUUGGCCCCAUUUUAAAUCCUCACCCCCAAAAACAGAUUGCUGCAGCUGCUCCUGCACAUGCCCAGCAACAUCAAACCCAAGCAUGACAACACAAAGAGUGACAACCGCCGCCCCGUUCACAGACUUUUCAACCCAAGAUGUGACGAACUUCAGCACAUUUACGGAAGACGGAAUGGAAAAUCAAACUGAAAAAAUGACACAUUUUAUUGACCCCAUAACUAUGACAACCCGAACCAACUUGCCAAUAGAAGCAGAGUGCAUGAAAUCGCCUAUGACGACGCCGGUUGUCCCUGAAAUUGAUGAGAACUACAUCGAGGACUCAUGUGUGGCCAUGCUUAGCUUCGGGGCCUGGAUAGAAAAGGACUGCUCCGAGCUUCUGCCUUUCAUAUGUUAUGAAGAUCGCUUCUUUGGUCAAGCCAACGUGACCAACGUGACCUCCAGCAGCGCCGUCCUAGCAUGGCUGCCCGUACCCGGUGACAUUAGCGACUACAGAGUGGAGGCCAAAGAUGAAAAAGGGCACAUGGACAACCUGACUAAUUUAACCUUUCAUCCUGAGAACCUGACUCAUUUAACCCUUGACCUUGAGAACCUGACAGCAGGAAGCCACUACUCAGUGCAGGUGUUCGCUGUGAAGUGUCAGAGAGACCUCCACCCUCAGGAGGUCGACUUCUACACCACACCAAACAAAGUUGAAAACCUCAUUGCCUCCAAUGUGACAGAAACCUCCAUCUCCCUGAGCUGGAACAAACCAGCUGGAGGUGUGGACUUCUAUUUAAUAGAGCAGCAGGGAGUCAAAGACAGAUCCACAUGGAGCGAAGAGGCCUCGAUCAACCAACACACCAAGCCGGGGAAAGUGUCCGACCUGACGGCGUCCGAUAACACCAACAUCUCACUGCAGCUCACCUGGAAGCCACCCAAGGGACUCCGCUUGACUUUCUCAGUGAAGGCUGUGCCCAGUGACAGUAAUGAAUCACCAGUUUUCACUACCGACACUACAGUAAAAGUGAAAUCACUGCCAACUGGCUCCAAGAUAACUCUCAGUGUGAGAGUUCUGAUUAAUGACUCGGGAGAUAACAUUCUGGAGGGAGAAGAAGUGACCAUCCACAGCUACACUGCUCCUGGACCGAUUUCAAACCUGACUCUGGAGCCCCAAAGCAACUCCCUCUCUGCCCAAUGGGUCCCUCCUGUGGGUAACUUCUCAUCUUACAGUGUUGAGCUGCAGCUCAAUGGCAACAUAGUGAGCGCAAAAGACAACCUAACAAAGUCAAGUGAGAGCUUUGAGGGAUUGAAGGCUGCUACCAAAUACAAAGUGAUCGUCUGGGCUGUUAGUGGAAAUCUCAGAAGCCCGCCAAUGGAAGGAUUCGAAUCCACCAAUCCUUUGCCCCCGACUAAUCUGACUGUCACUCAUGCUGACAAAACCAAGAUCACGUUCCAGUGGAAGGCACCUGUCAACACCUCAUCAGUCUUGUACUCUGUUAAAAUCAGCUCCAGCUUCUGGGGUCACAGCUUCAACAAAACCAUAAACCAAACCAACUACACGUUUGAAGGCUUGAAAUCCGGGACAAAGUACCAGUUUGAAGUGCAAACAGUGGCAGGUCGGAAAUCAAGUAAUUCAGUGACUUUGUCACAUUUUACAGAGGCAGACAUACGGGAGAUCAGCGUGUCCAUGCUGUGCUCAUCCACAGAGCCUCUCCUCUGUGGUAAGGAGGACACAAAAAAGAGUGUUUUAAGUCAGCUGCAGGCACACCUUGGAAGAGAGCUGGGGAAUGAUGUCUUCUGGAGCCUCGUGGGGCUGAAAACUUAAGAAAAAACUCUGCAUAGAAUAAGGAUUUUUUUUUUUCUUAAUUCAACUGUAAACAAAAUCAAAUAUUGAAGCAUUUUUUGUGAAUUAAAUAUUGUUAAUGUG